AUGGAUAGCGCGUCUGAGGUUGAUCUAGAGUCUGAUGCAAGUUCUGUUGAUGGAUCUCUUAGCCUCAGAGAAUCAUCUGCCAAAAAUGAGCAAUUGCAGAGGAGAGUUGACUCACUUACCCAGGAGAAUCGUGUACUUAAGAAAGAACUGGAAACAAUGAAGCUUAAAUUAAAGAAUUUGCAAGAAGUCAAUCAGCAGCUACGCAGGGACAGUGUUAGCAUUCAAGCCAAAGCUGAGCAAGAGGAAGAGUUUAUAAGCAAUACCCUACUUAAAAAGAUAACUGAAUUGAAAAAGGAAAAGGAGUCUCUCGCCUUAAAUUAUGAACAGGAGGAGGAAUGUCUUACAAAUGAGCUUUCCAGGAAAUUUACUCAAUUACGGCAGGAGAAGGUUGCGCUGGAGAAAACUCUGGCUCGCGAGCAAGAAAAUCAGGUCAACAAGCUCAAAAGACGAAUAGAGAAGCUAGAAGGAGACAUGAAUAACAAGCAAGAUUGUCUUGAGCGACUGCGAUGGGAGAAGAUUGAAUUGGAAAAUGCACUCGAGCAAGAGCAGGAAGCAUUGGUUAAUAGACUCUGGAAGAAAAUGGAGAAGCUAGAGACAGAAAAGCGCAUGCUGCAAGAAAAAUUAGAAUCGGCUAGUGCUCCUCUCUCUGGCAGCUCUAGUGCUUUAAAUUUGUCAAAUGUUUCGCACCAAGAUGCGCCUACUCAGGCUUCUUGCAUAGUCAGCUCGCAGUUUUCAAGGGCUGCUCCUUCCGGCUCCAUUUCUGGUGGUGAUCAUCCUGUUUACAUUUCUCUCACCUCCGGCCAAGCUAGUCCUACUUCUCCUGGAACUUCCUGUCAAAAUUCUGUCUCCAAUACAACUCCUGUCCGUCCUACCAGCAGUGGUCCAGGUAGUCAGGGCGGUUCUUUACGGCGGCAUCAUCAUAGCCAUGGCCAGCAACAAUUUCCCCAACAAUCUCAAUCAGGAACAGUCUCUUCGAAUAGACUUUCCUUGCUAAUCAAUCCCGUGAGCACCUCGGAUGGGUCUGGCUAUUCGGUUGCAAUUCCUUCGGGCCCAGUUUCUGCACUUAGCAAUGUCACUACUUCGCGUUCUAUGACUCAUUCUUCCAUCCCUUUAGAUGCUGGUGGGCCUAACGCUGAAGUUGCUGAGACAAUGUCAUUGCGCUCUGCUUCCUGUAAAAUCGGGGCUAUCUCUGCUCCGCCUCAGAGUCCAAUGGAGUUAGAUACUGCAGGUUAG
Protopolystoma xenopodis is the source of this 1233-nucleotide messenger RNA. The record is from the annotation of a GenBank genome assembly. Lineage: Eukaryota; Metazoa; Platyhelminthes; Monogenea; Polystomatidea; Polystomatidae.